Ictalurus punctatus (channel catfish) is the source of this 2204-nucleotide messenger RNA. It is a transcript of the gene slc35b1, whose product is annotated as solute carrier family 35 member B1. The transcript is spliced from 9 exons. Gene Ontology annotation, biological process: UDP-galactose transmembrane transport. Gene Ontology annotation, cellular component: Golgi membrane; endoplasmic reticulum membrane. Bases 427 to 1458 code for a protein of 343 amino acids. NCBI's taxonomy places the organism in Eukaryota, Metazoa, Chordata, Actinopteri, Siluriformes, Ictaluridae. Gene Ontology annotation, molecular function: UDP-glucose transmembrane transporter activity; UDP-galactose transmembrane transporter activity. The record is from RefSeq and is a predicted model, not a curated record.
UUGGUCCUUCAGGUCUGACGGGUUAAACAUAAACAUCAGGACGUCAGAGUAUCAAUGAGACACUAGACAUCAAAAACAGGAGUGCGGAGGAUUAUUCCCAGCUUUCAGACAUUUCUGGACAACUUUUCCUGGCUGAUAUUAAAUCAGUUUAACCCCCCGGGCCGCGUUUCCGAGAUGUUUCGGGAAACAUGACCGGAAAUGUGUUCUAGGACCCAGCUGCGGUUAUAGGACACAUCCGCGGCUUUGUCAAAAAUACAUCCAUUUCCUGACAGCCAGGUAGAAACAGAGUGAGGUUUAUAAACCCCUUUAAAACACUCUCGAGAAGGGGUACUGUAGCGCGUCAUCAUUUCCGGGCUCGUGCCAGCCGGUAGAGUGGAGCGGGACGCGGGCUCGCGCGCUGCGGGAAGCGGAGCUGGCUCUGGGUCGAUGUCGGUGUCCAUACCCGGAAUAACGCUACUCAACGACGACAUGAUUGCGGGAAAAGGCGGCGUGAAGGCGUCGCUGUGGCAGAACGAGAGAGUGCGCUUCUUCGUGUGCUUUCUCGGAGUGUUCGUGUGUUACUUUUACUACGGAAUUCUCCAGGAGACCAUCACACGAGGAGACUACGGCCAGGGGGAGAAAAAGGAGAAGUUUCGCUACGCCACUACACUUGUAUUCAUCCAGUGUAUCAUCAAUGCUCUUUUCGCCCGUCUCUUGAUCCAGUUUUUCGAGGGCUCCAGGCCGGACCACACGCAGAGCUGGCUCUAUGCAGUGUGUGCUCUGUCCUAUCUGGGAGCCAUGGUGUCCAGUAACUCUGCUCUGCAGUACGUCAACUACCCCACUCAGGUUUUGGGGAAAUCAUGUAAACCUAUCCCAGUCAUGAUCCUUGGCGUGACCAUUCUGAGGAAGAAGUAUCCUAUGGCCAAGUAUCUGUGUGUGCUUCUGAUCGUCACUGGUGUGGCGCUUUUCCUCUACAAACCCAACAAAGGCUCCACCUCCGCAGAGGAACAUCUGUUUGGCUUUGGAGAGAUGCUGCUGCUCCUCUCUCUGACUCUGGACGGCCUGACUGGUGUAGCUCAGGAUCACAUGAGGGUGCGGUACCAGACAGGAGCCAAUCACAUGAUGCUGAACGUGAAUCUGUGGUCAAUACUCAUGUUGGGUUUGGCCGUGUUGUGGACAGGUGAGGUGUGGGAGUUUAUGAGCUUUGCUGAUCGUUACCCCAGUAUCAUCUACAAUAUUUUACUCUUUGGUUUCACCAGCGCUCUGGGACAGACCUUCAUCUUUAUGACAGUUGUGUACUUCGGACCCCUCACCUGCUCCAUCGUCACGACAACAAGGAAGUUCUUCACCAUCCUGGGCUCUGUGCUGUUGUUUGGGAACAUCAUCACACCCUUGCAGUGGCUUGGGACCAUCCUUGUUUUCCUGGGUCUCGGCUUGGACGCCAAGUAUGGAAAGACGCCGAAGAAGACAACACACUAAAGCACAAAGAGAAUGCGUGUGUAAGCAUGUGCUGUACUCACGGACAGAAAACUUGAAGAAAAACCCGUUUCUGUUGGUGCAAUACUCUAUCAGUAGCUCUAAAUGUGCUUAUUUUUAUGCUUUCCCACCCAUGUAUCACUGAAACGGUGGUCAUACUUUAACUUAACAAGCAAAGACUGGAUAGAAAUUUUUAGUUUUUUUUUUUUUUUUUAGUCAAACUAUCACACACUUCUACUUUGAACUAUACUUCCCAUUGGGUUUAGAGCCAGAGGACAAUGAACAUGAUUAGCACAGUCGUGGUAUGCAAGUGCACCAGCUCAGAUUAUACACAGACAAGUCCAUGUGUUCGUGUCGGUUUUACUUUGAACCCUGCCAGAUGUCUCUUUUGUGGUUCCUUUGUUUUUAAAUGUAUAAUGCACAUUCAUGAGUGUGUAUAUCAUUAUACGUGUGUUCUGUCACUCCAUCUGAGACUUGCAUCUUUAAUGCUCACCAUGUCCACUGCAUCUAAGCCACAUCAGAUUGAAUCUGAUGGACGUCAAUUCUUUCAUGUAAAACAUGACAUGUUUUUCUUAUAUUUGUGUUCCUGUCGUGUCUUGUUUACUGUAUGAGUGCAAUGAUCAUUGUCUCUUCUGUACAUUUCAAAGAGAUAAUGGAAUAAUUAGAAUUUGAAAAUAAUUAGUUUUGGUAUCUUUUUUGACCAGUUGGAACUGUAUUGGAUAUUAAACUAAAAGAGAAACCGAGCCAGA